Molecule: messenger RNA, 971 nt
Organism: Sebastes umbrosus (honeycomb rockfish)
Lineage: Eukaryota; Metazoa; Chordata; Actinopteri; Perciformes; Sebastidae
Product: multidrug resistance-associated protein 4-like
Exons: 6
Coding region: 606-971 (121 amino acids)
Biological process (GO): transmembrane transport
Cellular component (GO): plasma membrane
Molecular function (GO): ATPase-coupled transmembrane transporter activity
Source: RefSeq, a predicted model, not a curated record
AAUGUCCCGACCCAGUCUUUGGGAAUGACUGAUAUACAGUAUGCAGGCUAGACACAACAACCACAAUGUGUGUGUGUAAUAUUAGUGAGUUAAAAUGGCUUUUUUUCUUUCAUCUUUAUUGCAGCUCGGAGUCCAGCGUCUCUUCAGGGCCCGCGGACCAUCCGAGCCUUUGGAUCCGAGGAGAGGUUCCAGAAAGACUUUGAUGCCCAUCGGGACUUGCACUCACUAUUAGAUUCACUGCUCAUCAAUACGAAGCUUCUGCGAGGCGCGUCAGUCCAGCGUCGAUAACCUAGGCCCGGUUCCUGUCGCCGACCACCUCUCGCCGACCGUCUCGACGGCAUCUGCUCCAUCUUUGUUACCGUCACCGCCUUUGGCUGCCUGCUGCUAAGAGACCAGAUGGACGCCGGCUCCGUUGGUUCCAGUGGGGGGUUCAGGAUGAGUGCAGAGGUGGAGAACCUGAUGAUGCCAUUUGAGAGAGCGAAGCACCCUGGGAAACCCAGAAGCGUCCUCUUCCCGAUUGGCCCAGCAAAGGCCCGGCGACCUUCGACCGGGUCAGCUUCUCCUACGGCGGCGACGGACCGCCGGUGCUGCAGAACCUGACAGCGAUGUUCCGCCCCAAAGAGAAGGGGAAGAUCUUCAUCGACUGGGUUCUGACCUCUGAGUUCGGCCUCCACGACCUGCGCCAGAAGAUAUCCAUCAUUCCUCAGGAGCCCGUGCUGUUUACAGACUCCACGAGGAAGAACUCCAGCAGCCGGCGUGUCUGGCCAGAGCCGUCCCGAGGAGGAACUGCAUCCCGGUCAUCGUCGAGGCCACGGCCAACGUGGACCCCAGGUACUAACAUCUAUGACGUGUGUCUACAUGACAGACGAGCCAGAGAACCAGUUCAGAGAAUGCACCGCGCUCAUCGUCUCAACACCAUCAUAGACAGCGACAGGAUACCGGUGAGUCCUCUUACUCAUAUAGCUCUAUAA